UUACUACUAUUGCAAUUGCAAUUGCUACAUCGCUAACCCAAAACUAAACAACGCAACACAACGCAACACAACGCUCUCAUCUCAUUUUUAUGAAACACUCAACACUUUCUUCUCUCCGUUUCGUUUUACCCCAACUCGUCGCAAACUCACUCACUCUCUCCCUCUUUCUCUAAUCCACCCCUCACACGCAGGGUUUCCGAGUGACGCGGAGGAUUUGUAAUGGAUUAUGAGGCUGAUGGUUUUGGUGCCAAUGGCGAGGGAGAGAGCAAGAGAGUGGGUGAAGGCGUUUCUGAGGAGAUUGUGGUGGGGUCCGAUAGUUUGAAGAGUUUAGAUGUAGAGGAGGAUUUUCAGGAGGCAAUGGAGCCGCGGGAGCAGGUUCAUGAUCAAGGAUCCGAACUCCAUCCGGAGGAGGCUGUAGUUGAUAAACAGGAUGAUGCCAACGUUGGUAGUUCAUUGGCUUCAGCUUUGGUGGAUGAAAAAAGUCCAGAUGUCGUUCAGGAGCCUGAUUCCUCUAAGGAGGCCGUUGGGGAUGAUUCUGAGUCUGGGAAGCUGGGUGGAACUGAUGUAAUUGCUAAUCAGGAUUUGGAAAGGGAUGGGCCGGGAACUGAUAGUGUUCAUCCGGAUGUUGUUGAUUCUGGAGUGUCUAGAGAUGAAGAUUUUUUUUAUGGUUCUAAUGGUGUGGGGGAUGAUAAUUUGGAGCGUAAUGAUGGGAUUGGUGGAAAGGAAGAGUCUGGGUUAAAUUCUGACGUAGAGGUGUCAGAUAAGGAAAAUGGUGUUGUGGUGGAUGAAAACUCUGGUUUGACGAGUGAUAAGGCUGAAUUUGAUGAUUCUGAUUUCAUGACUCCUAGAGAAAAUGGUGGUAUAACAUUGGAGGAUAUAAGCAUUGACAAGGAGGACGGUUUGGAUACUGAAGUUAUUACCAAAUCUGAAUCCGAUGCGGUGAUUCCAGCUGAAGGUACUGAUGAUGGGGAUUUGAAGGACGCAGAUCCUGAACUGGGAGAUGGCAAUACAGAGGUAAAGUUAAAUGGUUCAGCGGAUUCUUCUGGUGAGAUUCAAGAUGAUACAUGUGAAGAAGUACAUGCCACUUCAGCUCACACGACUUCAGCACAACAGGAUGAAGUUACUAGGGAUGUGAAGGAUGCUACUCUGGGCACUGAUAUGAGCCAUGAGGAUAGAAAUGGCGAAGAAACCAGUGCCCCUAGCAUUCAGAAUGCUGAAUUAACUGGUUAUGGAAAUGGUGAUGCCGAAGAUGAAAGCUCAUCCUCUUUGGAAAAUCCCUCAACUAAGGAGACAUUGCCUAUACAGGAGGGUAGUGCAGCUGAUCCGAACGAAGGAAGUAAUAAGCAUGAUCCCUCAACUAAGGAGACAUUGCCUAUACAGGGGGGUAGUGCAGCUGAUCCGAACGAAGGAAGUAAUAAGCAUGAUCCCUCAACUAAGGAGACAUUGCCUAUUCAGGGGGGUAGUGCAACUGAUCCAAAAGAAGGAACUUAUAAAGAUGAUCAAGCUCAGAUUUCAGAUGAAAAUCAUAGAGAUGAUGAGAACUCUUAUGUUGUUGAAGAACCUGAAAGGAUACAGGAGAAGAUUAUUAAAGAGACAGGAACCACAGAGGAGACUGGAGAGCAACCUGAUCAACCUUCCGCAGAUAUUUCUUCGGCUGAUCCUGGGCCUCCUCCUCUUCGUCCUUCACCUGAAAAUUCUGCUGGUGCUGGGCCCACUCCUGUCCGUCCAGCCGGCCUUGGUCGUGCAGCUCCAUUGCUGGAACCUGCAUCUCGGGUGGUGCAGCAGCCUCGUGCUAAUGGUACUGUGUCUAACGCUCAAGCCCAGCAAAUGGAGGAUUCCUCGAGUGGGGAGGCUGAGGAGUAUGACGAGACACGUGAGAAACUUCAGAUGAUCAGGGUGAAGUUUUUACGGUUGGCUCAUAGGCUUGGGCAAACUCCCCAUAAUGUUGUUGUAGCUCAAGUUUUAUAUAGAUUAGGACUCGCUGAGCAACUAAGAGGAAGGAAUGGGGGCCGCGUUGGUGCUUUUAGCUUUGACCGUGCAAGUGCAAUGGCUGAGCAGCUUGAAGCUGCAGGUCAGGAGCCACUUGAUUUCUCUUGUACAAUAAUGGUCCUUGGAAAGACUGGAGUUGGUAAAAGUGCUACCAUCAAUUCUAUUUUUGACGAGGUUAAGUUUAAUACCAGUGCUUUUAGUAUGGGAACCAAGAAGGUUCAGGAUGUCGUGGGAACAGUACAGGGUAUUAAGGUACGGGUCAUUGAUACACCAGGACUUCUACCUUCCUGGUCAGACCAGCGAAGCAACGAGAAGAUCCUCCUCUCUGUUAAGAACUUCAUUAAGAAAACUCCUCCUGAUAUUGUGUUGUAUCUUGAUAGGUUAGAUAUGCAAAGCAGGGAUUUUAGUGACAUGCCACUCUUACGCACAAUUACGGAAAUUUUUGGGCCAUCCAUUUGGUUCAAUGCCAUUGUGGUUCUGACUCAUGCAGCAUCUGCCCCUCCUGAAGGCCCCAAUGGCACUGCUUCCAGUUAUGACAUGUUUGUUACUCAGCGUUCUCAUGUUGUGCAGCAAGCCAUUCGCCAAGCAGCUGGUGACAUGCGUCUCAUGAAUCCUGUAUCCUUGGUAGAGAACCAUUCUGCUUGCCGAACAAACAGGGCUGGCCAGAGAGUAUUGCCAAAUGGCCAGGUUUGGAAGCCUCAUUUGUUACUUCUAUCUUUUGCCUCUAAAAUUCUGGCCGAAGCAAAUGCUCUUCUUAAGUUACAAGAUAGUCCACCUGGGAAGCCUUAUAUAGCUCGAUCACGAGCGCCUCCAUUACCUUUUCUUUUGUCAACCCUUCUCCAAUCACGACCACAGUUAAAGUUGCCAGAGGAGCAGUUUGGUGAUGAGGACAGUCUUGAUGAUGACCUUGAUGAGGCAUCAGAGUCUGAUGAUGAGAAUGAACAUGAUGACCUGCCGCCGUUUAAACCUUUAACAAAGGCCCAGGUGGAAAAGCUGUCUAAAGCUCAUAGAAACGCAUAUUUUGAUGAGUUAGAGUACAGGGAGAAGCUUUUAAUGAAGAAACAAUUGAAGGAAGAAAAAAAGCGACGGAAAUUGAUGAAGAAAAUGGCAGAAGCAGCAAAAGAUCUACCUAGUGAUUACAGUGAAAAUGCGGAGGAAGAAGGUGGUGGUGCAGCUUCUGUUCCUGUUCCGAUGCCAGAUUUGGCCCUUCCUGCAUCUUUUGAUUCUGAUAACCCCACUCACAGAUAUCGUUAUCUCGAUUCGUCAAACCAGUGGCUUGUUAGACCUGUUCUAGAAACUCAUGGAUGGGAUCAUGAUGUGGGUUAUGAAGGCCUGAAUGUAGAAAGAUUGUUCGUUGUCAAGGACAGGAUACCUUUGUCUUUCACGGGUCAGGUUACUAAAGAUAAAAAGGAUGCUAAUGUUCAGAUGGAAGUAGCCGGCUCAGUUAAGCACGGGGAAGGGAAAGCAACUUCAUUAGGUUUUGACAUGCAGACCGUGGGCAAGGACUUGGCUUAUACAUUACGCAGUGAGACAAGAUUUACUAAUUUUAGAAGAAAUAAGGCAACCGCUGGUCUCUCAUUUACUUUGCUUGGUGAUGCCUUAUCAGGCGGAGUUAAGAUUGAAGACAAAUUGGUUGCCAGUAAGCGGUUCAAGGUGGUUAUCAGUGGUGGUGCAAUGGCAGGGCGCAACGACAUUGCUUAUGGUGGCAGUUUGGAGGCCCAGUUGAGAGAUAAAGAUUAUCCUUUGGGUCGUUUCUUAUCUACUCUCGGGCUCUCUGUUAUGGAUUGGCAUGGAGAUCUUGCUGUUGGGUGCAAUGUGCAAUCUCAAAUCCCAGUUGGACGACAUACGAACCUAGUUGCCCGGGCAAAUUUGAACAAUCGAGGGGCAGGACAAAUAAGUAUUCGAUUAAACAGUUCAGAACAGCUUCAAAUUGCUUUGGUUGCUCUCAUCCCUCUCGUAAAGAAGCUAGUUGGUUAUCCUCAACAAUUGCAGUAUGGACAGUAUUAACGAUGAUAGUGUUAGCUUACUUCAGCUGCAACACCUGCAUGGUAACAGGGAAUGACUUCAAGUUGGCAUCUUUCAUGAAAUGAGUGAUACUGAAUUUCGCUAUGUUUUUUCAUACUCAAGUUUGUCUUAUUUAAUCAUAUAGUACUUUUCUUCCUUAGCUAUUCUCUUUCGGUGUUUUUGUUAAAUUAUGCUGCUGAACUCCAAGAAUUACAUCAUUUUUAUUCUUGUCUUCUGCGGAUAUACUUGAUGCCUUGUAAAUUCUUCUCUUAUUUCUUUCUUAGAAUGUUAGUCACUUGUACUUUCCGGUUUCUCCAUACUCUAAUAGCAGAUAGCAGUUUGUGCUCUCGGUGCUAUUCAUUUAAAUUUUUCUUGUUGGUCUU
Messenger RNA from Vigna unguiculata (cowpea), 4376 nucleotides. Its product is annotated as translocase of chloroplast 120, chloroplastic-like. Gene Ontology annotation, molecular function: GTPase activity; GTP binding. Lineage: Eukaryota; Viridiplantae; Streptophyta; Magnoliopsida; Fabales; Fabaceae. Gene Ontology annotation, cellular component: chloroplast outer membrane. Gene Ontology annotation, biological process: protein targeting to chloroplast. The record is from RefSeq and is a predicted model, not a curated record.